Spea bombifrons (plains spadefoot toad) is the source of this 1260-nucleotide messenger RNA. RefSeq names its product nudE neurodevelopment protein 1 like 1 (gene NDEL1). NCBI's taxonomy places the organism in Eukaryota, Metazoa, Chordata, Amphibia, Anura, Pelobatidae. Gene Ontology annotation, biological process: vesicle transport along microtubule; chromosome segregation; cell migration. Gene Ontology annotation, molecular function: microtubule binding. The transcript has 10 exons. The record is from RefSeq and is a predicted model, not a curated record. Gene Ontology annotation, cellular component: centrosome; kinetochore; kinesin complex. The coding region runs from base 84 to 1073 and encodes 329 amino acids.
GUGACGUCAGACGCUGCUUGUCGGCCGGAAAGAGUCAGUCGAGAGAAGGAGAAACGGCUGCCGGGCGGCAGAUCUUUUCAGACAUGGACAAUGAAGACGUUCCGGAAUUUCUGAGCCCUAAAGAAGAAAUCGCUUACUGGAAGGAGCUCUGUCAGAAAUUAAAGCAAAGUUGCCAAGAAGCUCGCGAGGAGCUGGAGGAAUUUCAAGAGGGAAGCCGAGAGCUGGAAGCCGAGCUGGAAACCCAACUGGUCCAGGCCGAGCAGAGGAACCGAGACCUGGUAGCCGACAACCAAAGACUUAAAUACGACGUGGAGACCUUAAAGGAGAAGCUUGAGCACCAGUAUUCACAGAGCUACAAGCAGGUGUCGCUCCUGGAGGACGAGCUGGCCCGAGCCCGGAGCAUUAAGGACCAGCUGCACAAGUACGUGCGGGAGCUCGAACAGGCCAACGACGACCUGGAGCGAGCCAAGCGGGCGACGAUCGUGUCUCUGGAGGAUUUCGAGCAGCGGUUGAAUCAGGCGAUCGAAAGGAACGCCUUCCUCGAAAGCGAACUGGACGAGAAGGAGUCUCUGCUGGUCUCCGUGCAAAGACUGAAGGAUGAGGCUCGAGAUUUAAGGCAGGAAUUGGCUGUACGAGAGAGACAGACGGAUGGGACAAGAAAGUCUGCCCCCAGCUCCCCCACUCUGGACUGCGAGAAAAUGGACUCUGCCGUGCAGGCCUCGCUCUCCCUGCCUGCCACCCCCGUGGGCAAAAUGUCAGAAAACGGCUUUACUUCCCCCAAAGGCAUCCCCAACGGUCUGGGAAGCUCGCCGCUCACACCGUCUGCCAGGAUAUCCGCGCUAAACAUCGUGGGGGACCUGUUGAGAAAAGUCGGGGCCUUGGAAUCCAAACUGGCCGCCUGCAGGAACUUUGCGAAGGACCAGGCCUCGCGGAAAUCCUACAUGCCCUCGAACCUGAACAGCCCCGGCGUCCUGAACAACGGUGCCGCCAAAUACGUCCACCCCGGGCACACGUCCUUCUUCGACAAAGGGCAGGAAAAAGUCAUUUUCCCCACGUUAUUUAUGGGGCAGUGAACGGGUAUGACCCGCCAGGAGUUUUAGGUCCCCGUCCCCCAUCUCCUCCAGGCCUCCUUCCUUUAAGCGUUUGAACAUAUAGGAGCUCGCGAAGGGACUUGAACUAUUCAACACGGGUGUUCUGCUAAAAAUGGAGGAAAAACAAAAAACCCUAAACAAAAAAACCUAAAAAAACCCAAAAACAAAA